This is a messenger RNA of Daldinia caldariorum, 1830 nucleotides long. RefSeq lists its product as uncharacterized. NCBI's taxonomy places the organism in Eukaryota, Fungi, Ascomycota, Sordariomycetes, Xylariales, Hypoxylaceae. The transcript has 2 exons. The coding region runs from base 1 to 1830 and encodes 609 amino acids. The record is from RefSeq and is a predicted model, not a curated record.
AUGUCACUGAGACCAAGUUCCUCUGGAGGCCCGAGUUCGAAGAGCUCAGCAAACAGCUUUAAGUAUGACAAGAGGAUUUCUAGGGACGAUUCCUUUAUAAAUCAUAGAACAGGUACUGGGCCGGGAUUUAAACCGUAUGGUUCUGCACGAGGGCAAUUACCUACUCCGGAAGCAAGUCCACAGACGUCGCCUCAACCAAAGGUAUCUAUUUCAAAUAUUAGGAUGCCCACUCCUGAAUCUAUUAACGAGAUUCAACCCACGGAAAUCGGCAUGGCACUCGGGAGUCCUACAAUGAAUCCGGCGAGUGGGAGCUUGCGAACACCGCAGGCUCCAGUAAGGAAUUGGCAAGGUUCAACUCCGUCUCUGGUUUCGCCCGCACCUGGGGUUAGCACUACUAUUGGGUCUCCAGAAAAAUCUCUGCGCAGGAAGCAGUCAGGGAGGUGGAGAUUAUUUGGAAUGUUUGGGAGGAAGCAACCGGACCACCCGCCCCCGCCCCCGAGGGAGCUGAAAGAUAUACCCUUACCUAGACAGCCGACGGAAGCACCAUCUAAACCACGGAAUACCUCGAAAGUGGAGAGGAGUAAUACUGUCGGUACGCGGAGAACACCAACGCAAAAGCCUAUCGCACCCAGGUCUCAAACGAUGCCUUACGAUGGAGAUAGUUCGGCACAGGAGUCAAAGUCAACGUUGAGAGGUGGGAGUAAAGAGACGCAUGGGAGGAUACCGAUAGCGUUGGACAACAAGCCGGCCUCAAGCGGUCCCUUAUUAGAUGUAGAGAUUCCUGAGAUUACAAUGGAGAGAUAUAGCGUCAUGUUUGGAAGUGUCUUACAGUCACAGUCUUCCUUAUUAUCUCGGCGCCAAGGUAACGUCCAGAAGCUGAAAACCACCGACAAUGCUACAAUAAAUGACAAGGGGGAGAAACAUUAUGAUAUCCCGAGGAGAGUGUCAUCUCCUGCGGGCAUGUCACCCUCACUUGCUUUAUUUCCUCCAUCUACCGUCAAGAAGUCGACACAGACAUCUCACAGCGCAUCGUCGCGUUUAAGAUCUAACACCUCUCCAGCAGAAGUUCGAUCGCCUUCGAAAGUCAGCUUUGAUCACAUGACAUCUCACCGAAGAAAGUCGUCCAAAGACGACGUGAAUUCUCACCCUCACCAGGGGCCUCACCUGGGGCCCUCCGUCCACCGUUACCAAAAGGACAAGCUUACCAUUGCGACCCUAGCUAGAGAAAGAGAGCAACAGCAAGCCGCGGCUAGGGAACACCAAUUCAGCCCCGAAACCUCUAGUUUGAUACUAGACUCUCCCACUCAGUUAUCAUCUCCCGAGAUCGAAGUCGUCAGGUCGGAACCUGUACGAACAAAGGCCUCGUACAUGCAAGAACCCAAGUGGCAAAUGAUGACACCGCCAAACCACACGUCUCCAACCGUACCAUCUUCGUCAACGAGCGACAAAAAGAAAACAAACCCUCUCUCCCCUACCGCAUCCACGCACUCGGAUCUGAGCCGGACGCCCCAAAACUACGACGACGAUGACGACGACGAUGACGAUGACGACAUCGUAUUAGACAGCUCCAAGAUGGACCCUGUCGAACUGUCGAUAGCGAGGCAGAUCUCGAUAUCCAGACAGCAGCGCAAGAUGCUGAAGCCCUUACACACGGGCUCGGUUCGGAGGCAGCGGCCGCCCAUGCCUAAGAUAGCGAUGGCCCAGAACGAGCGGCUCGCCGAGACCAAGGCCUCGACGCCGACGAUAGUCACCCCGGACGAGGAAGAGGCGGCGGAAUCCCCCCUGGCGUAUCAUCGGAAAAGCGAGCGGGUCGUCCUGGACAGAGCGUAA